Molecule: messenger RNA, 6698 nt
Organism: Prinia subflava (tawny-flanked prinia)
Lineage: Eukaryota; Metazoa; Chordata; Aves; Passeriformes; Cisticolidae
Exons: 6
Coding region: 1-1482 (493 amino acids)
Source: RefSeq, a predicted model, not a curated record
AUGUCAUCCUCAGCCCGGGGCUCCCUCGGGGGGAUUCUCUGCAAGAAAACGAACGAAGCAGUCCUUGGUUCUCGUCGGGGGCUCUGUGAAGAUGCUUGUCCAUAUCCUAAAGAGGUCCAAGCAGACCCAAAGCACGUCAGCAUCGUGAGCAGUGUCCUAUUGCCCUCCAACCCAAACUGUAUUUAUUUUCGCAUGUACACUAAAAUGCUGCAGAAGAGCUGGUUUCAAAGAGGUCCUUCGGUGGUACCUCCUUUCAGUGAGAACCAUGCAGCUAAUGUAAGACAUUUGACAGAGAGAAGUCAGGAAGAUACAAGAACUGACUCCUCCUUUCUUUCCACUGCCUGUCGCUUCAACACCGCUCACAAGAGCCUCUCAGGGAUAAGAACCCAAGGGAGUCAGCCCUGCCUGCGCUGCUUGCAGGCUGACCCCACUGAACGCCUGUCGCCGCGCCUGGGCUUGCCGGGGACAGAGUCGGUGGACUCUAGUGGGCACCGCGACACUCCUACCACCCCUGUGGUGGGAGAGAAUAAAGUAAAAGACAAAAACCAAGGAGCCUUAGUACAUAAAAGCAAUUACCAGCACCACACUCCUGGGGCUGCCAUUUUCUGGUUUUCUUGGACAAAGCAGGGGCUCGCCUGGAGCGUCAGCCCUUCCACCUCCUCCCCUUUUUCUCCCUGCGGUGCUGCUUCUUCCCUGGCUGGCUGUCCUGUCCGCACCGUUCCUCUCCUGCUUCACCGCUUCCCCGAGGUAGCAGGUGGCGGCGACAUCCCCGUAACCCGCUAUUUCCCCGCUGGGAAAGCCGCGGCCUGCGCCGGGCCCGCCGCCGCCGCUGCGGUGUUCCCGGCGCUGCCCGGAGCCGGCCCGCAGCAGCCAGGCCUCAGCAGCCAGGCCUCAGCAGCCGGCCCUCAGCAGCCAGGCCUCAGCAGCCGGCCCUCAGCAGCCGGCCCUCAGCAGCCAGGCCUCAGCAGCCGGCCGUCAGGAGCCCUCGGCAGCCGGCCCUCGGCAGCCGGCCGUCAGGAGCCCUCGGCAGCCGGCCGUCAGGAGCCCUCGGCAGCCGGCCGUCAGGAGCCCUCAGCAGCCGGCCGUCAGGAGCCCUCGGCAGCCGGCCCUCAGGAGCCAGCCCGUGUUGGCGAGCGCCCGGGCCAGGCCGCUGCCGCUGCCGCCGCUCGGGAGCCGCGCCCAGCGGGUCGCCAAGAGCCGCUCGCUGCUCGCACGGUCCAUCUGCCCAACAGACACCUAAGGGCGCCCCGAGGUGCAGCGCAUGAAGCUAAUUUACCAAAUUCUGUGACAGGCUACCCCAGAGAUCCUUUCAACCUGAAGUUAAAACCACAGCAUUUAAACAUGGAUCCUGAACUUGAACCACUGAAAGGAAAGCAAAAGGACUCUGACAGGAGAUUUCUUACAUACAAGCCUCAUGAAAGCAGUAGGAUCUGCUACUGCCAAAGAGUCCUGGCCACCUGUAUCUGCUUUAUUACCAGUUAGUCAAAUUAAAAGACAACUUCUUGCUUUUCUCUGUAUCAAGUAUUUUGAAAUAAUAACAACAAUAAUAAUAACAACAAUAAUAGUUUAUUAAUUUCAGAAUGUUUUGAAUCACCCAGUCUUGAGAGGAUAUCUGGCAUAUCCUAAGGGAAAUGUCACUGUACUGGAGAUCUAGAGACAUGGACCAUUCAUUUCCUUUAGCUUUUCAAGAGUGUGAUUCUUUCUCUAGCUCUUUUUUGAGAGCUUUGAUGGAGUUGGAAAGACAGACUGUUGUAGAACAUUUUCUUAUUUCAGCCUUUAGCAGAAAAUCACACACUACUGCAUGUGGUAAUUCAUUUUUAGGAAUCAAGAUGUCCAUAUUAGACUGUUCAAAGACACAGACUAUUUCACAAUGAGCAGAGGCUGGCUGGAUGUUUUAUAUGGUUUAUAUAUGCACACCAAACUAUUAAAUGUGGAGGUCUCCAAACUCAAAUGUCUUUGCUUAUAAAACAGCUCCCACUGACAUUACUGAAGAUAAAGAUUAAAUAAUAUAGAGCAUUAGCAUUAAACAAAUAGAGCAUUGAGGGGAAAAUAACAUAUAUAUGGCUGUAAAUACCAGCAGGUAUUAUUAUGGAGCAGAAACACACUAAAUGCCCUUUGGUAUAUUAGCGAGUAUUUAACCUCUUUCUCUUAGGCCCCAAUUUCUGAAAUAGCAUGGAAAUCAAUAUCAUUGUAUCUUUCUACUUAACAAAUUCCCCUCUAAUUCCCCUCACUAUUGCUACAAAAUACUUACCAACACUUCUAAAUCACUAAUUCUUUUCCCUAACCAGCUCCUGAAUUAUCUAGAGAUUAAAGAAAGGGCACAGCCCGUCAAGCUCCUGGUAACUACAGAUGCUGAGGUGCCAUCAUGAGCUUACUUUGGAGACUGCCUGUCCUCUGCACCCAGGAGCUGGGGAUCAGCAGACUGUGCCAAAAUAAACCCUCAUACAUUCCCUCUUCCCUCAAUAGACACAUCUGCUUUGCUCUGGACUCUGAUUACUCAGAAUGGACUGCUGAAAGCUCCACACACUCAGGUAGUUUCAAUUCCUUUUCUAAGCAGUGUGUGUGGAUGUUGAGUGCAACAGGGGAAAGCACUUUUUAGUCAUAGUCUGCACUGCUGAGGGCUUUGGAGAUGUAUCCAGAGCCAUAUUUGGACACAAAUCUCUAGACUUAAACUGUGUGUAAACUGCAUGGUAAAUGCAUGCCAGGAAGUGAUUUAGCAUAGAAAAUCGCACAUUGAAUCAUUUUUGCCUUUUCCAAAGACAGUGAGCUAUAUACCACUGUGGAAAGCUAGGGACACUAGUAAGAAUCCUUUAUGUGAGGAUCUUCUGUCUCUGUGUGCACUGUUGUGGAGGUUGGCAUUUCUCUAGGAUUUCCCAGAUGCAGCACUUGAAAAUAAAAAUUCUGCAAGAUGUUGACAAUAAAAAAGUACAUAUAUGUUGUUCAAGAGAGCUUCCUGUCUAUUGCAACAAAUCUCCAGACAUUGCUUCAAAUUUGCAGUUCCCCAAAUUUCAGUUUGGGAAGGAUAAAUUCUGCUUGUAAAUUACUCAUUUCCUGAAUGCCACGCAAACCCAGCCCAGCAAAAGGUGAUUUCUCUGUGUGUGGCAAAUGAAAGGCUUGGCACAAAUUAAAUGUUAGGAGUUCUUGUUAGAGUUUGGUAGACAUAAUUAUAAGAUAAUAGCAUUGUAUCUAUACUAAUCAUGGAUUAUGAUAAAGGUUUAGCUGGACCUCCUCAUAGUAAUAGGAGUGACAGUAUCAUCAAGUGACACACGUGGAAGUCCUUCACAGGAAUGAUACUGACUUGGUCUUUUGACAGAUAGAGAAAAGGAGGCACAGAGUGGGUAAAUUAAUUGCCCCAAAAGCCUGAGGGAAGAGUCAAUUUCAGACAAACUCUUGCAAGUCAAUUUGAUCUCCUGUAACACGUGAAGGCAUUUCUACUGCUCCUGAGGAAAAGAGGAAUGAACUCGUGUUUAACUUUUGUGCAUGACACAUCUUUAAAAAUGUGGGUGUCUUCAUUAUGACCAACAAGCUGGAGGUAGCCCCUUGUGCUAGUAUGCAGUGGAGAGUGAGACACAUGGACAUGUUACAGACCCUCAUUUCCUGGCUUAGGCAACUUUACUCUUUCACUUAGAAGAGUCAGGAAAAACACACAGAUCUGCUCUGCAGUGAGGACAGUGCAAUUGCUGGAGACCUUGAGGCACAAAGGUUAUUAAGGAAACAAAGGUGCCUACAGUAAAUCUAUGCAUAGAUAAUCCUCUUUACUCCCAAAUAUACAAUAAGAAAUAUCAUAAGAAUACAAACGGUGAGUUUUUAAAAAAUGCUGACUUGUUUUGUUUACCUGCUUUGUUUAUGCUAAAGACCUUUACCAUAUGUGAUAUAUGUAAGUAAGAAAAACCCAACUAUUCCUGUUAAGAACACUGUGAAGAAGUAUAAAGUUUUCUUCCAACAGCACAUCCUUGCAAUCAAGCAGUUUUAAGAGCAUUACUGCUACUGGCAGGGCAGAUAUCUUGCUUCCAAAUUCCUACAGGGGUGUGACACUCAGCUUUAGCUGUUGUGAAAGGCAGCAGCAGUGCUGUUAUCCAGCUGUGCAGACAGAAGCCCCCAUUACCCACCCAGGCUUACCAAUACAAUGCAGUGGCUUGAUCUGAAAAUGCUGCUGCUGCUGCUUUACAACGUGAGGAUUGAGAGGCUCUCCAGAGAGCAGUUCUUCUUGCACUGCAGUGUUGGCUUGCUACAUGGCAGCCGCAUCCAGCAGAGGCCAGCAGGAGUGCAGUGUCACUGGCAUUCUGCUGUGUCUCUGCAUCAUUGCCCAUUGCACGGUUUCAUAGGUACACAUGGGAGAAGUGCAGCACCUGAGCAGAGUGCUCUGACCACUCUUCAUGUUUGCCUCAGUUUAGCAUCAACCUGUGCCCCUGUUACACACUCAAAUUCAGAAUCCAAAGGGGCCCGAGGCUGCCCUGCAGAGAUGUUUGCUAUUCAGGCUGAUCUCCAUCUCCUCUGACUCACUUUGCAAAGCUCUUAAACUUCAGAGGAAGCGGAGUGUGGUUUUUGUAUCAAGGGCUGGCUAAAGUGAUGUUCUCAUGCCUCAGCAGUUAGGGGUAAAGUCAAAAUCUCUUCAUUCUUUUUCCUUUUGCAUGCUCAUUGUGGGGGUGAAAAUGCACUGUAAAUGCUGCUUACAGCUAUAUCAGCCUUUGGGCACACAGUCAGCUUCAAUAUGAACACCUCUUAGUCCAGUAUAGGAGUAAUGUACAGUAGCCAUUACCAAAAAUGUCACUGAUCUAAAAUCUGCUCCAGUCAGUCUGUAUUCUUCCAUUAACUUCAGUGUACUUUGAAGCAGGCUUAAUGGAGGGGAAUUCUUUUGUUUUAGGCAGCACUAUGAGAUUGUUCCUUUAGAAACUGCUUUAUGAAAACCUCUACAGCUUACACAGAUGCAGAGAGAAUGUGGAUACUUUCUGAAAUCCUAAAAGGAAGAGGCAGGCUUACAGCUUAAUUGUAAAUACUGUGAUUUCGUAGCUGACCAGAAGGAGCAAGUGUUGCACAAAAGUUCAGCUCUGUCACCCAUACAUACUGACUCUAUAAAGACAAAUCAGGAGAUUCUGUAAGUUAUUAAUUCUAGUAUUUUGCAUAUAAAACUUACCCUAUACAUCUUUAUCAGAAAACAAACUUUAUAAUAAAACAAAUUUCACGGUCUCUGCUCAGGACAUCCUCUGCCAUCCCCCACAUACUUCAAAUUCAGUGUUAUAUCUAAAACUGGUUUACUUUAGGUUGGAUUUAGCCAUGUCCACUGUGGUUUAUGGAACUCAUGAAUGAUUACCAUGCAGGUUAAGUCAGUGUUUGAAUUACACACAGGACUUUAAGAAAAGACUGGAUAUGGCACUUAUGGCCAUGGUCUAGUUUACAAGGUGGUGCUAGGUCAUAGAUUGGACUUCAUGAUCUCUUAAGUUCUUUUCCAGCCUGGUUGAUUUCAUGGUCCUGUGAUUCCUAAUUCUAAUCUAAGACCUGUCAAUACUUCUAUAACUUUGAUUACAUUCUUUGCCAUGAAUUUAUGCCCAAGUUCAAGUAAAAGACACAUUUCUAUAUCCUUCCUCCAUGACAAACCCAUACAUUUGAAAAUGUUAGCACACACCCCCAGAGUAUUCAGGUGGUCAUCAAAUUUUAAGUACUGUUGAAAGUGUUAAUAUCUUUGUUAAAGUGAGCCUUUGAAAUACCGAAUUUUAUGCCUUUCCUCUGGAAGAAAAUCAUAAAAAGACAUGAAGCAAUCAACUUACCAAUGUACUAAAAAUCUAUCAUAUAAAGAAUUAUGUAUUAAAAUGUUUCUGAGACCUGAUUUACAAAAGAUGGUAAAAAUAGCAGGUUGGCUUGCAAUAAAAAAAAAAAAUCUUGUAUUGACCGCAAUUAAAAUUAAUAUACUGGAAAAAACAGAAAAAAAUAAUUUUCUGCUGGGUACUUCUCUGCUCCAUUGAAUAUUGCUUUGAGUACUGCAUUAUACCUUAUCAUGUUGUGCUGAUAGCAGUGGAGUAAUUUUGUUACCUUAAUAACACAACUGCAGUUAGCUAACACUGCACUAUUUAGUUCAUAUAAAGAAGAAAAAUAAUAAUUUGUUUUAAAUAAGGGACUGUCUUUAAUAAGGCACCAACUGCAUCUCAAAAGACACAUAGAGACCUGUGCAAUGCUAAACAAACGUGUGAAGCCAAAUGAAAAAUAUUGUGGGAUUCCUCCUUUCACUUAGAUGAGAAGAAAACCCUCUUUUCCUUUGACACCAACCACUAUAACAGCUCAGGGAGUGCUGGGACUGUUCUGGCUGAAUUUUGUACACACCAUGGUGCAGGACAACAAGCAGGGAUGAGCUUGGAAAAGACAAAGGAGCUGUGGAGUCAUGAGGAGAGGGCUUUGGAAGAGGCAGUCGGAUGUGCAUAGCUGAAAGGUACGUGUGGCUGCAGGCUGCCUGUACAUGGUUCUUUUCAUAAUGAGUCAGUUUAGUUUUAGUACCCUGGGAUUUGCUCAAAUUACAAACCAACAGACAGCAUGUGAAACAAAGAAACUCUAUUCUGCAACUGUUUAAAACAUCAAGCUUUAUAACCUUGAAGUGCUACUUUUCCUCCACAGAGGCCUUUUCUUAGCUGGCAAAAGCAAAUCAAGGAAGUGUCUGUCAUGCAGCUUGUACCAAAAUUAUGCUUUGGAAAAUAAAUUUAUCUGUAAUA